Molecule: messenger RNA, 3818 nt
Organism: Cydia pomonella (codling moth)
Lineage: Eukaryota; Metazoa; Arthropoda; Insecta; Lepidoptera; Tortricidae
Gene: Dnaaf5
Product: dynein axonemal assembly factor 5
Exons: 12
Coding region: 138-2723 (861 amino acids)
Biological process (GO): cilium movement; outer dynein arm assembly; inner dynein arm assembly
Cellular component (GO): cytoplasm
Molecular function (GO): dynein intermediate chain binding
Source: RefSeq, a predicted model, not a curated record
AAGAUAGAACUUUAAAAAAAUCAAAUGUCAAUUUCGUGUCGUCAUGGAAACCACAUUUUGUUUAUCAAUAUUCAAAAAGUGUGGUUUUGUCAAUAAAACGAGCUUAUUUCCAAGCAUAUAAAUAGUUCACUACAAUAAUGACCGAAUCUCAGAAAACACAAUUUGAAGCGAACCCUCGUGCGUUUCUUGAGCAGCACAUUACCGCUUUGCAAAGCGAGUCGAAGAUGACUCGAAAACAGGCCCUGAUUAAGAUCAAGGAAGAGAUAUUUGAGAACCCGGAGCACAAAGAUUGCGACUUAACUGUCGUUUUCCCAGAGGUCUAUGCUUACGUCUUGAAGAGUCUCACUGAUUCUUCUGAGGCUUGUCGAGAGACUGCAGUGGCAAUAAUUUCUAACUUCAUUAGCCGGUUACCGUUGAACGAUUAUUAUUUAACGUACAUUUUACCAGUUCUAGUCCGUCGGAUUGGUUGUCCGGAGAUUGUAGAAGAAUCUGAAGAGAUUCGUUUAAUCUUAGUCGAGCUAGUUCACCAGAUAAUGGUGAAAUAUAAUGUGACACACCUCCUGAGUCCCUUCAUCAAUGAUUUCACGAGUAUCCUCACGAAGACCAGCACGGACCCGUUUCCCAAGGUGAAGCUGGAGGCCUGCGAGUGUAUCAUUCUGCUGUCGAGGACCCUGGCGCGGGACUUCCAUUUCCAGAGUGAAAGCUAUGUAAAACCAGUGUUGUCUAACUUUGCUCAUCAACAUUAUAAGGUUCGGGUGGCAGCAAUUAGAGCUAUUGGGGCAAUAGUAAUAGCUGGAAAUGCAAAGUGCUUUGAGCUGUCCAUCACCCCAAUGGCCGAGAAGCUGUUUGAUGAGAACAACCAAGUCCGUCUGGCGGUCACAGAGGAGGUUGGCAACUGGAUGCUGAAUUACCGAGACCGGUACUCAUUCUGGCAUCGCAUGAUUCCUCUGCUCUUGACCAGCAUGAGUGAUGUAAUAGAAAAUAUCAGAGAAAUAGCCGCAAAACUCUGGACGGACAUUGGCCUUCAAUACAUGGAAGAAAAUGAGGAGGAUCUCAAGAAAAGAACGGAUUUUCUCAAGGACGUGCCGUCACACUACCCUGACCUGAAGAGACCUAAUCUAGGCUGCAGGCAGCUGGUGCAAAGCAAUAUUGGGAAGAUUGUGCCAGCUAUUGGAAGAGAAAUGGAGGGUUGGCAGGCAGACGCACGUCUCCGCGUAGCCCAGUUACUCUGCUGGCUUGUACUAUGCGCAGAAGAAGGAUCCACACAACACGCCAACACCAUUGUGCGGACGCUACACCGUGGGGCUAGUGACGAUGAUGACAGAGUUAUUCUAGAGGUGAAACGCGCCGCGGAGCUAUUCGGCUACUUCAUCAGCCCCGACACCUGGUGGCCCCUACUAGAGGCCGAGAUGGACUCGUGGGGAGCUCUUAUCGUUCUGGCGAAUAUUAUCAAAGGCUCUCAAGCGGAUCUGGUGCUGCCCAAGUUGAAGGACAUAUUCAAGGAACUGGCUGAUCCAGAUAGGUGUAGGGUUAGAAAGGUAAAAUACCAAAGGGGUCUCCUCUACGUGUCGGAAGCGGUGCUGGAUCUUUGCGGCGAGGGCUGCCAACGAGUACUAGAAGAAUUGUUUACCAUCAACUUCACCGUCUACGCCAUGCCGGCAGAUGAUAAGGCCCAGUUCAUGGCUCUGUCGAAUCUGGACAAGCUCCGUUUUGCAGAGAAUUGCGGGCGUACCCUCACCACGCUGUACGAGAAGCAUAUUCGCCACAUCCUGGCCGCUAUCACCUCGGACGCCCUGACUUGGACGCUGUUGACGCCAGACAGGUGUCUUCUGGAGUGCGUGCUGUUGAAUACUGGUUCAGCCAUGUCGUCCAACCUGCACCUAAUAGCCCCCCUCCUGAAGGAAUGCCUCGCGACCCCCAAAGUGGACCCCGAAGUCAAGCUGAAGAUGUUCACCGCUCUCUCCACCGCCUUGUUGCGGCGGCAGGACAACUUUAGCAAGUGCAGCGGCGACAUACUAGAGGCUUUCUUAAAAAUUAUCAUUGAAGAGGUGAUUUUGGUGAAUCUGGUAUGGGAACCAGGCCGCACUGCAGAAGCAAUUCGCACUGCCGCCAUCGCGUGUUUAUGUUCAGCAUUGCAAGAGAAUCCUCGCAACGAGCUUGAGACGGAGAGCGGGGCUGACGGCGACAAGCAGGGCAAGGACAAGGCAAUAAAUCUAUUCCCAACAAAAGAGUCCCUGGAGCCAUUCUUAGAACAAAUAGUCCCGUUGCUCAACAGUUUACUGGAUGACAACUCAGCACUGACUAGACAACAUACUCUUCGAGCCACGUGCUGUCUGGCUACAUUGGCAACUCGGCGAGGUUGCUUCACUGCUGAAAUUUUACACAAGUCAUACUUCGGAGUUUUGAAACGUCUCGACGACAGCAACGACAAAGUCCGUUCCUUCGCCGUCCAAACCCUCACCACGUUGUUCAAAAACCGCCCUGUCCCGUACAACACCGUACUAUACAACGCACACAUCGAUGCUACGUACAGCGCCAUGCUUAUACACCUUGACGACACCUCCGAGGAGUUUCGCAAGGAGAUGCUAGAUGCCCUGAUCACGCUAAGUGUCGUUGACCCACCACUCCUCAUGAAAAAAGUGAAAGCAAAUAUUCAACUGUACAGGAAUAAAGCGGCCUAUGAACGGCUUUCUACCCAUAUUGAGAAAAUAUUGAAGUCUUAGCUUAAUUUAUAUUUUAAGUUUUAUCGUACAAGUCAAUUUCCAUGUAGGCUUGAUCUUGCAAGAAAUUGGGAUUGGGGCCUAAGUAAAUGGUCCUAUUUAUGAAGCGGUAGUGGCCGUGGAUUUAAAUCCUGGCUCGUAACAAUGAGUUUUUCGGUGAAGAAACACAUCGUGAGGAAACCAGCAUAUAUCUGCGAAGAAAUUCAAAGGUGUAUGUGAAGUCCCCAAUCCGCAUUUGGCUAGCUUGAGGACUAUAGCCCGAGCCCUCUCGCGCAUGAGAGGAGGCCUGUGCCCAGCAGUGGGACGUAUAUAGGCUGAAUUAUUAUUAUUUUAUUAUUUUAUGGAGAGUUAGAGUGUGAUAUCCGUGGGACUGUCCAGAUUCCUUAAGAAUUUCGAGCAAAAUUAGAAAUACCAAUCGUGAUCAAUGAUCAUACAAAUAUUGUACCUAAUAGCCUCGUAAGGCAAAAGGGCCUAUAGAAUUUAUUCAAUUCGAUGAAAUUUAAAUCAUUUUCAAUUAGAACAGAGUUGCAAGUUUUGUUUCGUUCAAUUUUCAAACAAAAUAAAAUCAACUGUAUUACCUGCACUAUGGGUUCAAAUUUCAGUGGCAAAUUUUGUAUUAUUUAUUUCUGUGGCUGGGCCUUAGGAGGAUAGAUAAAGUGGCAUUUGUUCAUGGCUUAAUUUAGCUAACGACAUUAAGUUAAGAGGUCGUUUAGCGAAAAAGUCCAUCCUCUAAAAUUUGUCAUUUAAAUGAAUGACUGCUUUUUGACAGAAAGUUCAAAUUCUUUUGCUAGUUUUUUGUGGAUUGGACCCUUUUCCCUGGUGUUAGUGUUGCAAAAACCUACACGUAGAGGCAAUUAACAUGCAUGACUUAGGUACAGCGAGCUGCAAAAGUGCAUAGCUGCUUUAUGAACUUUAUUUGUUUGUAAAGUGGGUAUGCACCGUGGUAUGCACUUUUACAGCUGGGUGUACAUGAGUUGUUUUUAUGCAGCUAGCUAAAUUUCGACUUGUCUAGAGACAACUUAAUGAAUUUCAUUGUAAGAUCCUUUCAUGAUUUUAGUUUAUAAUUUAGAAGUGCAAUAAAUUGGUUUUAUCUUGGAA